AUGGCCGCCUAUCCACAGGGCUGCGGGGAUGCCACCGUGCUGGACUUCGUCGCAGACCUGUCCCUGGCCUCCCCGAGACACCCGCUCCUUUGCGACUUCAUGCCUGGUGCCCCCUUUGGGGGCCGAGCCGGAGCCCUUACUCUCAGAGAGAGAAGACCCAGGAGGAUGGCGCGAUUUGAGGAGGGGUGCCCAGAAGAAGAGGGGGAAUUAGACGAAGGGGAUGAGGAGGAGGAGGAGGAAGAGGAGCGCGGGAGAGGUGCCUCUCUGCUGGGCCGCCCCAAGAGGAAAAGGGUGAUCACCUAUGCCCAGCGCCAGGCCGCCAACAUCCGCGAGAGGAAGCGGAUGUUCAACCUCAACGAGGCCUUUGACCAACUGCGGAGGAAGGUGCCCACUUUUGCUUAUGAGAAGAGGCUGUCCCGGAUCGAGACCCUACGCCUGGCCAUCGUCUACAUCUCCUUCAUGACUGAGCUCUUGGAGAGCUGUGAGAAGAAAAAAUCUGGCUGA
This is a messenger RNA of Otolemur garnettii (small-eared galago), 504 nucleotides long. RefSeq names its product Fer3 like bHLH transcription factor (gene FERD3L). Bases 1 to 504 code for a protein of 167 amino acids. Gene Ontology annotation, biological process: regulation of transcription by RNA polymerase II; developmental process. Gene Ontology annotation, molecular function: RNA polymerase II transcription regulatory region sequence-specific DNA binding; protein dimerization activity; DNA-binding transcription factor activity, RNA polymerase II-specific. NCBI's taxonomy places the organism in Eukaryota, Metazoa, Chordata, Mammalia, Primates, Galagidae. The record is from RefSeq and is a predicted model, not a curated record. The transcript has a single exon.